Fusarium musae is the source of this 279-nucleotide messenger RNA. RefSeq lists its product as uncharacterized. Bases 1 to 279 code for a protein of 92 amino acids. The transcript has a single exon. The record is from RefSeq and is a predicted model, not a curated record. NCBI's taxonomy places the organism in Eukaryota, Fungi, Ascomycota, Sordariomycetes, Hypocreales, Nectriaceae.
AUGGAAACCCUCAAAGCAUCACAAUAUAGUAUCGACCUAGAAGAGCUGGUAGCCGACGACGAAGUGGACAAGUUACACCCCGACAUAAUCGAUGAAUUCAAUCGAGCUCUGAAUACUGAAGACAGCACCCAAGAUCAAGCUGCUGAUGAAGCUGAUGACCAAAAGGAACCAGAGCCUAGUGGAAGUCGGUCUGGAACUGGAUCAGACCAAACUCCGAAGGAGCAACAGCUUGACGACAAGGCGCAGAAGCUCGCUCAUAGAUUAGACGAGCUAUGGUAG